AUGGCUACGCAACUAAAGUCAGGUUCCUCGAAAGAGGAUCUGAAGGAUGGCGCCGUGCAGACUCAGGUACAAGCAGCUCCCGAGACAGACUAUCUACCAGAAGUCUCUACUAUCCCCUGGAACCGUUCGACGAAGUUCCAAGCGGCUAUUGUUGCAGGGGUGUUCUUUUGUGGCCCUGGGAUGUACAGUGCUCUGAACGCUCUUGGCGCCGGUGGGCUGAAGAGCCCGCAUCUGGUGAACAUAACCAGCGGAAUAUCAUAUGGGCUGAAUGUGGUAUUUGCUCUCUUAACAGGAGUGUUUGUCAAUGUUCUUGGUGAACGGCUUGUCCUGAGUCUGGGUGUCGUGGGAUUCAGCAUCAAUGGAGCCUCGCUGUACUGCAACAAUAAAUUUCAGACAACAUGGCUCAUGUACUUCGCCUCUGCCCUGCAAGGAUUCACGACGGCACUUUUAUGCAUAGGAACCAGGGUUGUCCAAGCGUCGAUUAUGCUUGCCUAUCCCGAGGCUGACUUCAAGGGCAAAUUCAUUUCGAUCUGGUAUUCCUCCAUCGCGGCCGGCCAGUCCGUCGGAGGCGCGCUUGCCCUGGGAUUUAAUGCAGAAAACCAGAACGCUGGAGCAAUCACUCCCAUAACUUAUAUCCCUCUCAUCACAAUUGCUGCAUGCGGACCGUUUAUUGCAUUACUGCUGUCCAACCCAGAGAAAGUCAUUCGCCGUGACGGUGUCAAAGUCCAGUCGAAGAAACAACCUAACGCCUUAGAGGAGGCGAAGAAAGUCUUCAGUGCGCUGGCAAGAAAGGAGAUAAUCCUCCUGGUGCCCAUGUUCAUCUUCUCGCAAUGGUUCCUCUCCUACAAGGGAACAUUUACUGCCGUCUACCAUUCCGUCCGCGGGCGAGCGCUUACAUCGUUCACGAGUGCUUUUGCGGGCAUCGCUGGGACAUUCGCGAUGGGCUUUUUCCUCGACUCUCCGCGAUUGUCGCGGUCUACUAAGUUUCGCUGGGCUUUUCUAGGGACCUAUACGCUGUAUUCCAUUGUGUGGAUCUGGUACACGGUCGUGCAGUGGUACUAUGCGAAGACGAACCCUGUCGGACUUGAUUGGACACAGUCGGAGUUUUAUGCUAGUUUUCUUUUGAUUUUGGUCGACGGGUUUACCGACCACGCGUUUCAGACCUUCAUGUACGCACUCGUGGGGUCCUUGACGGAACACAUUGAUGAGUUGGAGAGGUAUACUGGGUUUAUGAAGGCAGUGAACACCGGUGGUGCGGCACUGGGUUACGCAGUGCAGACUGAGUGGAGUAUGAUGGGCUCAGAGGCAUUACUGUAA
This is a messenger RNA of Aspergillus puulaauensis, 1317 nucleotides long. RefSeq lists its product as uncharacterized. Gene Ontology annotation, biological process: transmembrane transport. Lineage: Eukaryota; Fungi; Ascomycota; Eurotiomycetes; Eurotiales; Aspergillaceae. The transcript has 6 exons. Gene Ontology annotation, molecular function: transmembrane transporter activity. The coding region runs from base 1 to 1317 and encodes 438 amino acids. The record is from RefSeq and is a predicted model, not a curated record.